Messenger RNA from Arachis ipaensis, 922 nucleotides. The record is from RefSeq and is a predicted model, not a curated record. Lineage: Eukaryota; Viridiplantae; Streptophyta; Magnoliopsida; Fabales; Fabaceae.
CAAAAUUUUAAGUUGGAAGACUUAGGUUUUUUUUUUUUUGGGUCAAGAAUCCAGGCCAGUUACCUGGUCCAAAUUCUAAACAAUGAUUCUUUCUACCUAAUCCGACUUGGAAGACAGCGAUGAUCCCCUCUCUUUGCACGUAAGGCGAGCACGGCGCUUCUCCCAGCAGCUGCUCCCUCUCGUUGAAUCGGCCGAGUGAUCAUAAACUAAAUCUGCGACGACGCUACCAACUUUCAGUUGUAGCCCAUUUAUGUCAGCAUCGUCAACCACCUUCCUUGGUCAAAACUGCCGCUGAAGCCCUCCAACGUUUGACCGGAUCCACAGUCCGACUUCGCCAUGCCCAGCUCUCCCUCUCGAAGCUCCUUACCUCGCAGAGGAUGACCGCACUGCGAACGAUUCUUUCUUCCUCCCUGGUUUCAUUUCCAAAACAUGGGCAACAAAUCCAGUGACGGUCCUAUGUUGGACUGCAUGGAGAACCUCUGCCUUAGAUUGUUAAAGAUCUGGAUUGAAGAUCUCGAUUUCUACUUCAGCUUGUAUGGUUCUGUCAUCACUUUUGCUGUUCACGGCUAUCUGUACAACAUUCUAGCUGAUGUGAAAAUGUGCUCCAAUUCAAUCGCAGGUUCCCUAUUAUCGUGGUCUUCACCACUGCAUGAGCUAGACAAUUUCAUUCUUGGGAGUCCAAGGCACUCCUUUCUCAACAUCCACAUUCACUUUCAGCCAAUCUCCCCAGGGGAGAUCUCCACCACACCGUGCCGGAGGCCGUGAUUGUUGGGGCGGGGGCCAUAUUUUGGGUAUGUUAUAUGUCUUGGACGGAGAGGAGUUUAAGGAGUUUCUUCUACGCAUCUGAUUGUGUUAUAUAUAUCUUAGUUAUUGUUUUUUCCUCGUAUUGUUAUAUAUUUUUGUAAGAGAGAUAGGAGUCGUU